AUGGCGACGGAAACACCUAGGCAGUAUGUCCCUUUGACAUGCCAUGGUCACUCCAGGCCUGUACCACAUAUCAGCUUUUCCCACCUGGAGAAGGAGGAAAACACCUCCUACUAUAUCAUCUCCGCUUGCAAAGAUGGAAACCCUAUGCUCCGGGAUGGUUCGACUGGUGACUGGAUUGGAACCUUCAUUGGCCACAAGGGUGCCGUGUGGCAAGCAAGAUUAAGCCCGGAUGCAUCCAACGCCGCGACUGCAUCUGCUGACUUUACUGCGAAAAUAUGGGAUACACAUACAGGUGAAAACUUGUACACUAUCCAGCAUGAUCACAUCGUCCGUGCUGUUGCCUAUCCUCCCGAUAACUCGGAUCUUGUUGCCACGGGUGGCAUGGAGAAGAAGCUGCGCGUUUUUGAUCUCACGGAGUUGGCUGCGUCAGGCUCGGGAGAGCCUGUAACCAUUCCUGCAUCAUCAGGCUUUGAGAUUGCUGAGGGCAUCCACACGGGAAGCAUCAAGUUCAUCUGCUGGACAUCUGAUCCUAACAUUAUCGUCACUGCCUCAGACAAGACAUUGCGCUGGCUAGAUCUCCCUAGCCGCUCUUGCAUCCACCACGAAGUUCUCGAUGGUGAGAUUAAGUCUUGCGAGAUUGUAUCGCUCUCCCCCGACUACAGCGCACCAACUGAUAUCGGAGAGGGAAAGCCUAUCUUGGCUGUUGCUGCUGGAAAGACGGUUUACUUUUGGAGCGGUGACCGCGCCAUGACCGAAUUGAAGCGCAUCACCCUCCCCUACACGAUUGCCAGCGUUGCUCUGGACGUCAAGGGCCGCAAGUUUGUUGUGGGCGAGGAGCCAGGAACGUGGGCUAAAGUCAUUCGGUAUGAUGAUGAGGUGGAAAUCGAUAUCCACAAAGGACAUCACGGCCCCAUCUGGUCCAUCGCCUUCUCACCUGAUGGCAAGCUUUACGCUACAGGUUCUGAAGACGGAACGAUCAAGUUGUGGAAGAACUGCGACGGAUUCUACGGCCUUUGGCGUGGAGGGACCGAGCGUGCUGCAGAAUAG
Molecule: messenger RNA, 1047 nt
Organism: Clonostachys rhizophaga
Lineage: Eukaryota; Fungi; Ascomycota; Sordariomycetes; Hypocreales; Bionectriaceae
Source: the annotation of a GenBank genome assembly